Molecule: messenger RNA, 5075 nt
Organism: Effrenium voratum
Lineage: Eukaryota; Dinophyceae; Suessiales; Symbiodiniaceae
Source: the annotation of a GenBank genome assembly
GCAUUCGCAUGUUGGCCUCGGCUUCCCAGCAAUGGGUCAAGCAUCAUUGGCCACGUUCUAUGUCGUUUUUGCCAUUCUCACGAUCUACCUCAACCUAGAGUCUAUCGGCACCUGGAAUGCCAACGCCGUUUUCCGAACCAUCUCCUCAGCAUUGUCUGGCAUUCCGUUCGAGACUUCGCAGAAUGACACCAGGCACCUGAGCGAGGUACAGGAUCCCGAGCAAGUGUAUUUCUGGCUAAAGUCCUCUUUCAAGCCCGCGGUUUUCGGCGAACAAGAGUCCAUGUCGAUUCGAGCUGGCUGGGGAAACCUGUCACACUGGAGCUACAACAUGACUCCAGCGACCAUUGGCAGCUUCAACCGCAUACUACUGACACGCUUCACCUUCAAGCGCUGGGCUGUGGAGCCGGUAGUUGGACAGUUUCAAUCCACCACCCCGCGUCGACUUGCAGGUAGCUCGAUGAAGCUUGAUCCAUUUUCUGUCAAUACAGCAGAGGACAAAGCCACCCUGUGCUUGCCUGGGACAAAUAUGUCCUCAGCCAAUCUUACAGAGGAAUGCUUCCAGUGGGCAGAGCUCAGUAGCUUCGACAACUGCGGAGGCUACACUUCCUUCUUUGACCCCAUGGACGGUUCGUCGGCAUACGAUGCGCUCUUGGAAAAGAUGUAUCAAACUGGGGUGUUCGACUUGCGACUGGGCACCUUCACUGUUGACUUCAUCGUCUAUAAUGCCAAUGUUGAGAUGUUCAUGCAGUACGUUCAAAUUUUCAAGUUUGACUUCUCUGGCGGUAUCCAGAUGCAGCAGAUUGCACGGAGCUUCAACUUGAACGUGUUCAACACGUCUGAGUCAAAGUACAUGAUGUUUUACGUCAUAAGAGUCACCUGCGUCGUGAUGUUGGUCAUCUUUCUUCUCAUUGAGUUCCGACGGAUGUGGGACCUCGGCUUUUUUGCCCACUUCAGGCGACAGGGUGCUGUCACCGACAUGGUGUCCAUCACUAUCUCUCUUGGUGUGUUCCUAUCCUAUUGGGUGAUUGAGCAAAUGCCGCCGUUCAAGUCUUUCCAGUUCCAGGACUUGGUGGACGUUAACACUAGGGCGGCAACAUACGUCUCCCUGUGCGAUGUAGCGAGGACUCUGCAGGACCAAGGCCUGCUAAUAGCAUUCAAUCUGCUGGUGGUGAGUUUGCGGACUGUGAGCCUGGUCUCGGGGCUGCACAGCAACCUGGGCCUGAUUUUGAAGGUGAUCGGCGUUUCCCUGCCCAACUUCGCAGCGUUCAUCACUUUGUUCUGCAUGCUGCAGAUGGGCUUUGUGCUGAUGAGCUACUUCGCCUUCGGAUCAGGGUACGCAGGCAUGAGCACCCUGGGGCUCUGCAUCUACAGAAGCUUUUCCAUGUUGAAUGGUCAAGUGGUCUUCAAUGAAAUUGUGCGUGUGGAUGAAAUCCUUGGCGUGAUCUACUUUUUCUCCUUCUACGUCCUGUUCUACCUGGUGUUGAUCAACAUUUUUGUGACUCUUUUGAUGAGUGGCUAUGAUGUUGUGGAUUAUGAGCUCCAAAAGAAGAACCAGAACGAGCAGGAGAAGAAUCCCAUCGUGCUCAUCUUCGAGGAGCUGAAGGCCGAUGUGGUCGGAAACAUCCUCAAGUAUGGCACCACGGUCAUCAAGUAUGUUCGAAUUUGCUUGGACCCGAUUGUGGUAUCCAUCAAGGCCUGUUGCUUUUGCUCGCUGCCGAGCAUUCCAACCAACUUCAGGGGAGCCAAACGACAAGCGACGCUGAACGACAUUCAGGUGGAGCAAGACACAUCGGAGGACCCAGACCCGAGUGGGCAGUUUAGACACAACCUGGUUGAGUUCUCGAGCAUGAUCGUCUUCAUGGCUGUCUGGAUCUUGCUCAUGACGCUACAGGGCCGCGGCAUGGACUGCUUCUUCAUCUCCCAGGCCACACUGAGGGAGAAUGCUCUGCAAGUCAUGUUCAAAGAGCAGAGCGACACCAAGACAUUCGACAGCAUCCAGACCUUUGAAGACGUGAAACUCUGGGCAGACGCUGCCAUUGUUGGGCUCUAUGAUGACCCGGUUUGCGCUGAAGCGACUGGCGGCAGUAGUACGGCUUGGUCAGAGGGCUCAUGCUCCAACAGCAACAACUCGCAGCAACUGGUGAACCGCGUGGCCGACUGGAAUAUCGGCUUUCUGAACACGACCUUCGUGCGUGUCAGCAUCCAGCCAGCCUGCUUUGUGAAGACUUCGUCUCAGUGGUCUGCCGGGUCACCUACGCUGAGGAAGACACCCAACGUCGAGUGCUGGAGUUCUGUUUGCACCGACGUGUUCACUUCAGAGCCGUGCAGAACCGCAGAUGGAGACGAGCUGAAUGUACAGAUGCUCUCCAGCGCCAUCAACAUGACAUCAACACUACCGGACACCUUCAGCUUUGGAUACCAAUCUCCUGGGCAAGACUUGGGGCCUUACCGCAUGCUCGGGGGGCUUGCUUUCAGCCUCGGGGUAACCAUUGAGGAGUGCCAAGAAAUGCUCUUGCUGCUGGCUGCGGACAGAUGGUUCACCGAGAAUUCCGCGUCUAUGGUCUUUGACUGGAUGAGCUACAACGGGAACAUGGACCUGUUUACGCACAAUGUGGUUGCAUUUAGCCUGAUGGAGACUGGUGUGAUGACGAAGACAGCCUUAUCGCAGACGUUUCCUAUGAACAUUGAUUCAGGAGGUGGUUACUUCGAGCUUCAGACACUGGUCAUGGUGCUGUUUGGCUUGUACGUGGUGCUGCUGCUGUAUCACAUCGUUGAGAUGAUCAAAAUCGUUUGCAUGAAGGUGAAGAAGUCACGCUCGCAGAAAAAGACAGCCUGGAGGUUCAUGGUCGACUUCUUUUCGGAGUCAUGGAAUGUAGUAGAUUCCAUGUCCCUGCUCAUCUCGCUUGCAACCUUCGUGUCCUUUCUGAUCUUCGUUUUGGACAGCUUUCGCACGACCUACAGAUUUAGCAUGGAUGACACUGCCAAGUACCCUGUGCCGAACGACGAUGUGAAGCUUUACGAAAUGCAGCAGGCUGUGAACCCUGUGCGCAACUUAGAGGACGACUGGUACUUCUUCAAGGAGUUUGAGAAGAUUCAAGGUAUGUACUUUUUCUUUUUACAGUUGGCGGCGGUGAAUAGCGUGUUCAUUGCAGUGAAGACCAUCAAGAUUGUCAACAGGUUUCGCAUGUUGAAGAAAUUCAGCGAUACUCUUGCAAAUGGCAAGAGCCGGAAUCUGUACUUCAUCAUUGUCAUCAAGCUGCAGAUGUCGGGCUUUGCGCUAGCCAUGACGGUGCUCUUUGGCACAAUGGUGGAGGACUUCAGCGCGCCCAUAAACACAAUGGGCUCGCUGCUCUUCUGGCUCUGCGGGAGCUCGGAGCUGGAGCCCUUGCUGAAGGUCCACCCGGCCCUUGCCGUGGUGUUCUUCGUGGCCUUCUUGGUGAUCUUUCGCUUCAUCAGCACCAACAUGUUCUUGGCCACGCAGUUGAACACCUUUGCGGAGCUGGUCGGAAGGAGCGACAUUGCCGAGGCCAAGAAAGAGGCAGCUGCCAAACUGGGCGCGAAGCAAGUGCGAUUCCCAAGCAAAAACGAACUGGAGGCGAACCUGGAGCUGGAGCGCCAAGCAGAGAAUCAGGUGGUUGUGAAGCGAAUCCUUGGAUCUGGGGCUGCUGUGAAAGCCAAUGUCAAAGUUGGAGACGUCGUGUCCAAGGUGAACAAACAGAAGAUUGAUUGGGCAACAUACCUCCCCGACGAGGACGAUGAUGAGCAUGUCGAGCGAGCUUUGGAACCAGAAGCAGAUGGAUCCGUCACCCUCAUGUUCCAGGAUCCUCCAAACAGGGGGCUGCUGGCAAAAUUCACGCAGGCAUGCUGCAGCUGCGGCCAGCGUCAGAAGGUCAAGCCAGGCCGAAAACAUCAGCAGCAAGCUUAUGCAAAACAUCCGUUUAUGAGGCCAACAGUGCGGAACUUCUGGAGAUCUCAUGGUGCCAUUGCGCGUGUGGAGAAAGAAUCUGAGAUGGUGGAACACCACUCGGACGAGGAGCCAGUGAGUGGCAGUGAUGAUGAGCAGGCAGAAGGCGAGGAAAGAAUUGUGGAGGAGCACAUGCAGGAUGGUGCUCGCGCUCGGGCGCGUGCCAAGAGGAGGAUAGACGGAUUUCUCUUCUCUCGAUGGCCUGAAGCCAACAAGCCGAAGGAGAUGGGCGCUGCUGGAAUCAAUCUAGAAGAACUGGGGCGAGAUGACUCGGAGCUGUUGGAAGAGGACAUCAUCCAGGAGGGGUGGGAUGUGGAUGAGCUGACGGAUAUCAUUGAAGAAAUGCCGAUAACAGGCCAAGAGGUGUGGCUGGACUGCCUUCUGGUUGCGCUAGAGGAAGAGGUGAUAGAGGAGUCUCCUAUCAUCGAGGUCCUGAAAACCAACGGGCUGCAGGAAAUGUCCAAAGCCAAGCUGAAAGGCCCUGCGCGAGAGAGGCUGCUGAAGUUCUACCGCCGAUUAGAUCAGGUGCUCCGAAUACUGGAGAACAAGGCGUACCGGCGGUACUUCCAGAACUUGCAGCUCGAGAGCGAGCAGCGACAGCAGCUUCUGCUGCAGCAGAAUGAGGUCCUCCAUGACUAUGUGUGCGAGCUAGAGAAGGAGUUCUCCGACAUCAGCGAGACCAUCCACAAUUACAAAACCAAAAAGGAGUUGAUGCUGAAAAAGCUGGCUGGCUUGCUGGACCGGAGCGAGUACUCCAAGUUGGAUUCCAGGCGGAGCAGGAACUGAAGUAACUAGGUGCACAAAGCUGCACUUGUUCCUCGCGGAAUUAGCGCUGACUUCCCACCUGGCCCUCAUUAGACUUGGAUUUAGCUUUCGUAUCUACUAUCAGAAUCGCAGAGGAUGUCGCAAGGUGUGGGUUGUAGAAGGCUGCCGACUUGCACAGACAGGCAGCACCUGCAUGAACAAAAUGGCUCAUUAACAAUGAGCAAAAAGCGACCAGCCUCGAUAUGCUGAGAGUAUUUCACCAUGAGAUAGGAGUGUACAAAGUCAACAUUUAGGUGAUCAACAAAGUUGAUGCCCGUGCGAGACGCUAUGUGCGAGUGAAAGGUCA